Neolamprologus brichardi is the source of this 1996-nucleotide messenger RNA. Lineage: Eukaryota; Metazoa; Chordata; Actinopteri; Cichliformes; Cichlidae. The record is from RefSeq and is a predicted model, not a curated record.
CGGCAACGAUUUGUAUUGAUGUGACCAAAGGCGAGUGAGGUGGAGGCUGACCCGUGGGCGGUCACACUGCGCAAUACCGUAGGGCAAAGUUUGCCUGCUCUGAUCUGCCGCUGGUGACUGAGGACUGCUGUGUGCGGCGUGAACCAGGGCUGAGCGCAGCUCGGGCGGUGCGUAUGUCCAAUAUUAUCUUCAAUGAACGCUGCCGUGUAACCGCCGUGUUUCACAACGUACUCUCCGGCGCGGGCCUCUGCCUGUCCACUGCACCGAUCCUAGCCAUGGGUGGGAGUCUGGGUUGCCACCGCUCCAUCCCCAAAGACCCCACUGAUUUCAGCUGCGGCAAGCGCAAAUUCAGCGCCGCCUGCAACUUCAGCCACAUUCUGGUGAACCAAGAGCGGCUGAACAUUAACAUCGCCACCGAGGAGGAGCUCAUGACUCUGCCGGGAGUUAAUCGCACAGUUGCGCGGAAUAUCGUGCAGUACCGGGACUGUAUCGGUGGCUUUAAAAAGGUGGAGGACCUGGCGCUGGUAAGCGGGGUCGGGGCCACCAAGCUGGAGGUGAUCAAACUGGAAAUCUGCGUUUCCAGUAGGACCAGUUCUUCCCAACACUCUCCGUCGUCACUGCGCAAAGACUUGGACUCUCAGCUCUACACCGGCAUGAACAUCAACACCGCCACCCCGGCGCAGCUCAUGAGCAUUCGAGGAAUCACGGAAACGAUCGCAAAGAACGUGGUUUCGUAUCGCGCGCAGCACGGCCCGUUUAAAAGCAUCGAGGACCUGGUGAAGGUGAAACACAUCAACAGCUCGCUGCUCGACAAGAUCCGGUUCCAAGUUUUCGUGGAGCGCUCCCGGGCACCGUCCACCAACACGAACGCGGGGCUCCCCGGCACCACCAAGUGUCACCCGAGCCCCUCUUCCUUUAGUCUGGGCAGCGACGACUUGGACCUCCCACCUGGAGGCCCGACCCAGAUCGUCUCUGUGCGGCCGAAGGUGGAUCGCCCGCUGGGGCUCCGGGACGGGAAGUCCGUAGUGCGCGUGGCCACCUGGAGCCUGCAGGGCUGCUCGUGCGACAAGGCUAACAACCCGGGGGUCAGGGAGGUGGUGUGCAUGACCCUGCUCGAGAAUGAUAUCAAGUUACUGGCAGUGCAAGACCUGCUGGAGCACGAGGCUAUUGAUAAGUUCUGUGCAGAAUUAAAUCAAGGAACACUUGCCAGUUUACAGAAGUGGAAAUGGCCACGAGGGCUGUGGAAAAGCAUCGUGUCGGAAAAACCCACCGGACAUUCCAGCAAGGGAGUGAGCUACUCCGGCUUUUUGUGGGACAGCUCCUCAGGAGUUGAUCUGAAGGAUGUCGUCGUCUUGGAGUCUCCUGUCAAUGGAAAUGGGAGUCAUGUACACCAUCCACUCUAUGUGGCUCACUUUUUAGUAAGGCUAUCAUUUAUUGUCAUUGAAUUCAUGUUGUUUAAUUUUAUUUCUAUGGCACCAAACCCACCAACAGCUGUCUCAGAUUCCAAGUGUCUCCUGACUGUUCUUGUGUCCUUUCUUCUCACAGGCCACUGCAUGGUAGUUCGGGAAGGCUUAACUAACCCCUGGAUCCCUGAUAACUGGUCAUGGGGGGGUGUGGCCUCCGAUCACUGCCCUGUGUUUGCAGAAUUUUAUGCAGACCUACCUCCUAAGGAGCUUAGCAGACCCGGUAUGGCAGCGGUGGACAGGGGGGACAUUGUGCCCAAACAUGAGCGGUGACAUCAGCUGCAGCAAAGACAGAACUGAAUGAAGAUUUUAACCUAUCAGGAUCCUGCUUUAUCUCGCUUUGCUGUGGCGCAGUUUCCUACUGAAUGUGAACAAGUGCCACGAUUGCCUUUUGGGUUUCAGGUUAUCAAUGGAAAAUCGUAAAUGAGAAAUAUUCAAGCCAUAACAAAUGUUUAGACAAAAAUAUGAUGUAUUUUAAAAGAAAUGUGCCAAACAUUUUAUAUAUGUAUAGAAAUAAAAAUGAAUUGAUAGAU